AUGACCCACGACGCUGUUUGGUUCUCUCGCCCGAGGAAAUAUGGCAAGGGCAGCCGUCAAUGCCGUCUGUGCGCGCACCAGGCUGGUCUCAUCCGCAAGUAUGGUCUUGACCUCUGCCGUCAAUGCUUCCGGGAGAAGUCCAGCCAGAUCGGUUUCGUGAAGAACCGGUGA
Molecule: messenger RNA, 171 nt
Organism: Gloeophyllum trabeum ATCC 11539
Lineage: Eukaryota; Fungi; Basidiomycota; Agaricomycetes; Gloeophyllales; Gloeophyllaceae
Product: ribosomal protein S14
Exons: 3
Coding region: 1-171 (56 amino acids)
Biological process (GO): translation
Cellular component (GO): cytosolic small ribosomal subunit; ribosome
Molecular function (GO): zinc ion binding; structural constituent of ribosome
Source: RefSeq, a predicted model, not a curated record